AUGAAGCUAAUUCUUUUGCUUUUCUUUGGAUGUGUCUUAUCGAUCAAGCUAAAUCCUGAGCGGCCAAAAAAUCUAUUUUUCCGGACAUCGCUAGGCUUACAGAUGAACACAGUAGUUUCUAAUCCUAAAGGCUUUGAAAAUAUUUUUGAAGAAGUUAAAGAUGAGAUCAGCUCUAUUCAAGCUAAGGAUAUAAAGAACAAUUCUCCAUCAGAAUUUCUAAGCCAUCCUAAUAAAGACAAAUCCUGACAGAACACUAAAUUCAAUGAGAAUUUUUACUCAUAUUCUCUUUAUCUCUCUAUUGGAAUAGUAUGCAUCUUCGGUGCCGUAUAUUUUUACAAAAAGAAAACUCUUGCUUUAAAUUUAUAUAAAUUAUAA
Messenger RNA from Blepharisma stoltei, 375 nucleotides. The record is from the annotation of a GenBank genome assembly. NCBI's taxonomy places the organism in Eukaryota, Ciliophora, Heterotrichea, Heterotrichida, Blepharismidae.